Molecule: messenger RNA, 2623 nt
Organism: Cuscuta europaea
Lineage: Eukaryota; Viridiplantae; Streptophyta; Magnoliopsida; Solanales; Convolvulaceae
Source: the annotation of a GenBank genome assembly
GAAACGCCCGCCAAGGUUUCAGAGGAUGAGAACGAAUAUAAGCCGUCCACAGCCGUACUUUCCCGCAACAUCACGUCGUCUUGUUCUCUAUCUUGGACAUGCCAGGCAAAAUCCCGGCCAUGCCACUUCAACCAUGUUCUAGGGUUCAGCCCGCGAAGGCGUCGCCGACGUUUUCAGCCGUGGAGACGUUGAAAACAUACUGGCUCCCUCUUACGCUUUUCGCAGCUUCUCUCUACUUUCAGCUCCUCGUCCUUCCCCACUUUUUCCCUCCUUCGCAUUACGACGUUUUGGGGAUCAAACGGUUUAGCUCGACUGAAGAAGUAACUAAAGCAUACGAAAAAAUAACCUCCCAAUGGAGUUCAAGCACAGAUGCUGGUUCAACUAAUGAUUUUAUCAAGGUUCAAUAUGCAUUUGAGCUGCUGACAAAUCAGAUAUGGAAACGAGAUUAUGACAUUUUUGGUAUUGAUGAGCAGCAUGAUGUUAUUGAUAAGGCCAAGGUGCAAUAUAAUGGGACAAGCAUUUCUGAAAUCCGUCUUCCUCUGAUUGAACCUGUUUCUUUUGAACUCGCAGAUUGUGACUAUGGUCUCGUUAACUCUGACAGCUUUGUGUCCGUGCAUGAAAGCAAUAAGGCAUUUCUGGUUCAGAUGCUUUCUUUUGGGAGUGGACAAUGCCAGCAAUUUUUACACAAGUGGAAGAGGAUCGUUGAAUUGCUGGACGGAGUUGCAAAUACUGGAAUGGUUGAACUUGGUGAUGCUCAGCUUGCAACAUAUCUAGCAGAGAAGAGAUCUAGUGGACAGCCUUUCUUCAGAUACGGAGUUCCUGCACUCGUGGCUUUUCCUCCAGGUUGUAAGAGUUUGAAAUGUCUUCACAGGUAUGAUGGACAGCUAUCUGUUGAUGCAGUUACUGAUUGGAUUGCAACUGACAUUCUUAGAUUGGCACGUAUCCCUUACUACUUGAAAGAGUCAAUGGCACAAAAGUUUCUUGCUAAGAGCAAACCACACAAGGUCAAGGUCAUCUUCUUCUCAAAGACAGGAGAACGUGCUUCCCCAUUUAUUCGCCAAGCAGCUAAAAGCUACUCAGCUUUUGCUGAUUUUGCAUUUGUAUUUUGGCAGGAAAGAGAAUCUUCUUUAUGGUUGAAUAUGUUUGGUGUAGAGUCAGCUCCUGCCUUGGUUUUUCUGAAAGAAACCGGGGUUCGGCCCAUCGUUUACCAUGGCUAUAUCAAUAGUUCAAUGUUUCUAGAUAUUAUGGAGAAGAAUAAACAUCAAGUGCUGCCCCAAUUAAGAAGUGUCACUUCAAUGGAGUUGGGCUGUGAUGCUCGAGGCUUUUCACGUGCUGGAAAUGACACCAAGGUUUGGUACUGUGUUGUUUUAGCUGGAAGGCAAAGCCAAGAACUUAAUGAAAUGCGUGAAACCAUGCGGAGGGUGCAAGGAACACUUUCAAAUGGAGAGUGGAAUACAGUUGAUCAAGAUUCUUUCUCAGCUAUAGCAGAACUUGCUCUGAAAGAAAAACGGUUGACGUUUACCUGGCUAGAUGGAGAGCAACAAAAAAGAUACUGCUUCUUCUAUGUCAAUUCGGAAAGUAGUUAUGAGACAUGUGGACCUAGAUAUGACAUAACAGAUGUCUCGAAGUUGUUUAUUGUUCGUUAUUCGAGGAAUUCUACUGACGAAAAGAAUGAUGAUACACCCAAAAACAGUUAUGAAGCAUUGUUUGCUGCUGAUACUGAUCCUGCAUCCCAACUUGUGGCAACAUACAGUGGUCCACUUAAAAUUCCAGAGAUCAUACAAUGGAUUUCUGAGAUAAUAAAAAAUGGUGACUCCAACGAUCUACCAUCUUUUAAAACCAAGACCCCAGAGUUGGUUCCUGAGGAAGCAGAUUCUAUUUGGUCCACUGGUUCUCAAACAAUCAUCGCCCCAACCAAAGGAAUAAAGCCAAAGAUCAAAGGCUUUGUAAAUAAAGUUCAUGAUUACCUAGGGGACCCAAGGAUCGGGCCUAUCUUGCUUCUGGGAGCAUUAUUAUCCUUUGGACACAUUUGGCUCCGGAAAAAUCAGCCAAGUCAUGUAAGACAGACAAAUGAUUCAAGCCAACCACCAAAUGGUACGAGGAAGGAAAAGCCUAAGGGGAAGGACAGGCUCAACCUAAGGAAGGGGCAGCUGAGAAACCAACUGAUACCGCCUUCAUUAACUGAUAUAGAUCCAAAAGAUGCUCAGCAGAUGGAAUUCUCAAACUCUGAUACUGAGUAAGUAUAAUUCAGACCCCAACAACAAUGGCAAACAGGUCGUCUUGAUAGGACCCCGAACUUUACAUGACCUCAAGUUCAUUUUACCUUUGACGUUUUGUCCCUAGGGUACAUUUUCAUUUCUUUUCUGGCCUGUUUUGUUAAGUUUAGGUUUUGCACGUCAUGUCUUUUAGGACGUGCAAUAGGUGCUUGGAUCCAGGGACCACUUUUAUAGGAGGCCUAAAAAAUUUAGCAUGUAGUAGUAGUUAUAGAUUGACUUUUCUAGAUGUGAUUAUUAUUCUAGAUUUAAAAAGGUGUAUAAUUUGUAGAUUAUCUAAUUUGUACACUUUAAACAUUAUAAAACUUGUAUUUUACUGAAGUAUCUAGUCUAUUUUCAUUUCAUUGUUA